AUGUCAGCAAAGUCUGCAGCAUCGUCUCGCCCAUCGGCUACCAAUGUUUUUCCCAUGACAAUCGCCGGCAGUUUUCAAUUCACCAACCCAAUAGUGUCCUUUAACUCGGGUGAUCAUCCUCGAGACAUCUAUUGUUUGGUGGACGAAACAGGCGGAGGAUUACUCGUUCCAUGGAUAAAAUACGCGCGUUCAUCUGGAGACUACAACAUCCUCGAGGAAUACCUGGAUACCGCUGUACGUUCCUUCAUGUACAAUGGCGGAAAGGGAAAACUGGUGGCUAUCUCGGAGUUGGUGAAGAUAAGGAACGAUCAGAGGAAUGCCUUAUUGGGGGCUUUACGUCGAAAGAAAGGUCGUGGACAGGGAGCCCCAAACAUUCUUGAUUACAUCAAUCAAGAACAGAAUGAGGGUGGAGUUUUAAAAGCUUUGAAAAUCUUGGAUGGAGCCAACUUCAGCAAUCAGCACAAGAUUCUUCGCUAUCGAGAAAUCGUUUGGGAUAUUAAUCAAAGAGGAAAAAUGGGUGAAACUCUUCUUCACAUUUGUCUCCUUCACAACACUACUGAAAUGAAUGAAUUGGCAAAACAAAUCAUUAUAAGAUUUCCAAAAAUUGUAAACGAUAUCUUCAUCUCUGAAGAUUAUUAUGGAUUUUCUCCUUUACAUCAAGCCAUCGUUAAUGAAGACCUAGCAAUGGUGUAUUUUUUGUUAAAAAAUGAUGCUGACGUUCAUCAAAGAUGUUACGGUUCUUUCUUUUGUGCUGAUGAUCAGAAGAGCUCUCGGAGUGAUUCUUUAGAAUAUGAAUGGGUUGAUCUCAAUCAGAAUACAAACUAUACUGGCCAAAUGUACUGGGGUGAGUACCCGCUUUCUUAUGCCGCAUGUACAAAUCAAGAGGACUGCUUUCGACUGCUUCGAGCAUUCAAAGCUGAUCCAAAUCAUCAAGAUACAAAUGGGAACACUGUGCUUCACAUGUGUGUCAUUCACAAUGUUCCAGAAAUGUUCACCUUGGCGUUUAGCCUUGGCGCAAAUCUCCAUAUCAAGAACAAUUUACAGCUUUCUCCACUGGCUUUAGCGGCUAGAUUGGCUAAUAAAAAGAUCUAUGAUUUAAUCCUCUCACUUGAAAUGGAUAUUGUUUGGAGGUAUCGAGACGUUGUUUGUAAAGCCUAUCCACUUGUUGAUAUUGAUACAAUUGGUGAAGAAGCAGCUGAUCUUAACAUGAACUCAGUUUUAGCUAAUAUUGUUUAUGGAGACAAAGAGCAACAUUUAGAGUUUUUUGAUGGUUUUAUUGAUCAACUCUUACAAAAGAAAUGGGAAACAUUUGGGAAAAAACGAUUGCUUUAUUCAUUGUUCUGGUUUUUCUUUUUAUUGACUUCAUUUUAUGCGGCAUUCAUGACAAGAAGAGUUUCUCUAUUGGUAGCUAUUGAUGAUAUUUUGGAUAAUCAAACAAGAAUCGCAUUGAAUUCCGAUCUUUCACUUGAAGUUAUUAUGGCAUUGAAUGAUGAAGAAAAAGCUGUGAUCGAGCAGUGUCAUUUGCUUUUUUAUGGAAUUUCGCAAAGAGAAAAUAUCCGUUUCUUCAGUGAAAUGAUGACCGUUUUCCUUGUCGUUCUCCACAUUGCAAGAUUGGCUACUGAAGUACAAGACUCUGGCAUCCUUGUCUACUGGGAAACGAUUAAAUCAUUCCCUGAGAAAUGUCUCUUUAAAAUCUCACUCGCUCUAAUCGUUUUGAUGAUCCCAGUACGGUUCUCUUGCGGUGUUCACUCGAGUUUUCUCUUCAUUGAAAACAUUCUCGCAAUCACAUCAGUCAUGAUGAUGACAAUGCAUUUUUUGUUCUUUUGCAGAGGUCUAAAAUUUGUGGGCCCUUUUGUACUAAUGGUCUACAAGAUCAUCCUCGUCGACAUGCUUCGUUUCUUCUUGAUCUAUCUCGUUUUUCUUCUAUGUUUUAGUCAAUCUUUCUCUAUAAUCUUUCGAGCUUGUGAGAGAGAGGAGAUCGUUCAUAUGAAGAGAAUGAAUAUUACUACAGAUGAUUAUCAAAGAAAAUUUACAAAUAUUAUGGAUACUCCAUGGUCUUCAAUUAUGAGAAUGUUUAUUAUGAGUGUUGGCGAAUUUUCAGCUUUCUAUCGUAAUCUUCAUGAAUGCAAAUCGAAUAUGGCACAGAUGGGAAAGGCUCUUUUCAUCAUCUAUGAACUUCUUGUAACGGUCAUGCUUUUAAAUCUCCUAAUUGCUAUGAUGACUCGAACUUAUGAGAAGAUUGCUGAAGCUGAAAAAGAAUGGAAAAGACAAUGGGCUAAAGUGAUCUUGAUGAUUGAACAAUCGUUAUCGAGUUUCUCUCGAAAAAUGGCUCUCUACAGUUACUCAAGACCAUUGAGAUCCGAUAUUCGACAAAGAGCAUUCAUUGUGCUUGAGAAAGGACAAGGUCCAACUCCUGAAAUUCACACGGAGCCCACGAGAAAACGCUCAUCGAUGAUCCGUCUCUCUCCACACAAUCAUCUUUCACGAAUCGGAUCAACAAGAAAUUGGAAACCAAAA
Mesorhabditis belari is the source of this 2517-nucleotide messenger RNA. Lineage: Eukaryota; Metazoa; Nematoda; Chromadorea; Rhabditida; Rhabditidae. The record is from the annotation of a GenBank genome assembly.